This is a messenger RNA of Ascoidea rubescens DSM 1968, 1002 nucleotides long. RefSeq names its product TATA-binding protein-associated factor TAF11 (gene TAF11). Gene Ontology annotation, molecular function: transcription coactivator activity; protein heterodimerization activity. Lineage: Eukaryota; Fungi; Ascomycota; Saccharomycetes; Ascoideales; Ascoideaceae. Gene Ontology annotation, biological process: RNA polymerase II preinitiation complex assembly; transcription initiation at RNA polymerase II promoter. The transcript has a single exon. Gene Ontology annotation, cellular component: nucleus; transcription factor TFIID complex. The coding region runs from base 1 to 1002 and encodes 333 amino acids. The record is from RefSeq and is a predicted model, not a curated record.
AUGUCAAAUUCAAUCAUUCUACCCAAUCGUGGCAAUGUCUCAUUGGGAAGAACUCAGUUUGGUGAAGAAGUUAUAGAUAUUUCCUCGGACAAUGAGUUGGAUUUAUCUGAUGUUCCCAUGGAUGAAAACGCUCCAAUUGAUAUAGAGGAUGAUGAAGAAAGUGAAGAGGAAGAAGAAGAAGAUGGCGAGGAUAACAUAGAAAUUUUAUCCAAUGGUCAAUUUCCUUCAAUAUCUCACCCUGCCUUAAAUAUUAAUUCAAUUCCUAAUACUAUCAACAUUAAUGCCCAGAGAAUCUUUACCAAUAAUGGAAACAUGGGAGCUAAUCUUGUUCCCCAAGUAAAACCCUAUGUUGAUAAAGAUUAUAAGUCAGUCGAGGAUGUCAGUGAUGAUGAAGAAGACAUAGACUAUAUAAACAGUGUUUUGUUUGAUAAUUUAGAUGAAAAAAGAAAAUUAAAUUAUAUCAUCACCCAAAAAAAAUCUCAAGCCCGAAAUGUGCAAUCUCUACCAAGUGAUUAUGAGGCACUAACUGAAACUGAAAGAAAAAAUUUAUUGUUUAAUAAUUUCAACAAAGAUCAAAUUGAAAGAUACGAAGAUUUUAGAAGAUCAACCAUCAAUAAAACAUUGGUUAAAAAGAUUGUUAAUCAAGCCUUGGGGCAACAAAUUUCCACCGAGCUAGCUACGUUACUAGCUGGUUUAUCAAAAGUCUUUUUGACUGAUAUAAUCGAGAGUUCUAUAAAAAUUCAACAAAAGGACGAAAAUCUAAAAUUACUACAAAAUCUAGAGUUGAAAAAAGAAAUCAAAUUUGCAAACAACAAAAAUCUUGCUAAUGGGCUUCUUCCAAUGAAAGAGCCUGAAAUCAAACUUCCAGAUGAUGAUCAAUUAGACCCUUUACUACCAAAACACGUUAGAGAAGCUUAUAGACUAUAUAAAUUGGAAGCUGAGUAUUUGCCAUCUAGCCAAUGGCGAAGACAAGGGGAAGGCGAUGGUUUUAUGUUUAGAUAA